Messenger RNA from Sebastes umbrosus (honeycomb rockfish), 1938 nucleotides. Its product is annotated as E3 ubiquitin-protein ligase RNF126-like. The transcript has 9 exons. The coding region runs from base 87 to 1046 and encodes 319 amino acids. Lineage: Eukaryota; Metazoa; Chordata; Actinopteri; Perciformes; Sebastidae. Gene Ontology annotation, molecular function: ubiquitin protein ligase activity. Gene Ontology annotation, cellular component: cytoplasm. The record is from RefSeq and is a predicted model, not a curated record. Gene Ontology annotation, biological process: protein ubiquitination.
CCUUCGCGGUGCUCCGUAGCCCUUCCUCCUCCUCCUCCUCCUCCUCCUCCUCCUCCUCCUCCUCUCUACCUGUUUAGUGGUUAAAGAUGGCUGAAGCUCCUCCAUGGCCCAGCCGGUUCUUCUGUCACAGAUGCUCCGCAGAGAUCAGUCCUCGGCUUCCCGAGUACACGUGUCCAAGAUGUGAUUCAGGGUUUAUUGAGGAACUGCUGGAGGAGAGAAGUGCUGACAAUGGCUCCAUGUCCACCAUCUCCAGCGGGCCCCAGAACCAGCAACCAUUUGAGAAUGCGGACCAGCACUUGUUUACAUUCCCUUCUGGCUACGGUCAGUUCGCCCUCGGCGUCUUUGACGACCGCUUCGACUUCGGGGCCGGACUGGGAACAGAGGAUAACAGGGAUGCUGAAAACAGGCGAGAAAGGGAAACGGCAUCACGGCAACGAUACGGCGCCAGGCAACCGAGAAGUCGUCAUGGUUCAAGGCGACAAGCAGGGAGGCAUGAGGGAGUUCCCACUUUAGAGGGAAUCAUUCAGCAGCUAGUGAAUGGAAUAAUUGCACCCACAGCAAUGCCAAAUAUUGGUGUUGGACCCUGGGGUGUUCUUCACUCAAAUCCUAUGGAUUAUGCCUGGGGUGCUAAUGGACUAGAUGCUAUUAUAACUCAGUUAUUAAACCAAUUUGAGAACACGGGACCGCCGCCUGCUGAUAGGGAUAAAAUAAAAACUCUUCCUACAGUACAAGUUACAGAAGGACACGUUGCUUCAGGACUGGAAUGUCCAGUGUGUAAAGAAGAUUACAGUGUUGGAGAAAAUGUGAGGCAGCUCCCAUGCAAUCACAUGUUCCACAAUGAUUGCAUAGUCCCCUGGCUGGAACAGCAUGACACGUGUCCAGUGUGCAGGAAAAGCUUGAGUGGACAGAACACAGCAACGAACCCUCCAGAACUAUCAGGGAUGAACUUUACCUCUUCCUCUUCCUCCUCCUCGGCCUCCUCAUCUUCCUCCACCCCUCAGUCCUCAAGUUCGACCAGCAAUGAGAACUCCACUGAUAACUCCUAGAGGACCAUUUGUCCUUAUCACCGAGCUGUUUAUAGCUCCUAGGCUGCUGUCUCUCCCCGCUGGAGGGUAGAGACCCGAGUGCAUCUCGCCAGGAGCACUCGAGCCUGAUUCAGGGGUAAGUGAUACGUGACGUCCGUGUGUUUCUGCCCGUCCUGUUGCUCCCACCUUCAUCAGGGAUCUGAACAAAGGAAGGGCGGAGGCCUGGAGCGCAGCUUCUGUCAGGCAGGACGUGGAGAAGCAACUUCAAGAGGCUCCAUCUGUCUGAAUCACCUCACACAGGAAGAGAAAACAAAGGAAUCCAAAGGUAGAAGACUCGGGAUAACAAGACAGUCGCUGUUAUUAUUUUUUUUUAUCUCCAGACUUGUAUGAUUUAAAAACCCACUUUUGCCAAUGAAGCAAAAAGAAUUGUACAGUUAUUCCUUUUUAUAAGUAGCAUUCAUAUCUCACAGAUGAAAUGACCCAAAGUGCACUGUUAAAGUGUGCACAUACGAGUCUUCAUGGUUUAGAAUGAUUCAUUUGAUUCCUUUUUUGUUCUCAAAACUAAAUUCCAGUAGUUUGUAAAACAGUUCACUCACAGAUUACCUGACACCACACAGGUACCGUUGUUUGCACUUGAAAUGAUGCGUCAAAUUGUAGUAAUUUUGUGCUGUUUGGAUAAUGAUGUGGAUAAUCAUUACUAAAUUACACACAUAAGGAUUUUGUUAUGUUAUCUGCAAACCUAAAACACUUAAGAACAUUCAGUGCAUUUUAACUUAAAGGUAAAUUAAAUAUUUUCUAAAGUUGCCAGUUGAAAAACUAUUGAUUUGCAGUAUGAGUGUGUCCAAAAUAAAAAAAAAAACUGAUAUGAAAAUAAAGCUGUUUGGGUGGUACCACUCAAAAUUCAUGUAAAGCA